AUUUGAAUGAUAAAAACAAAGAAAACAAUGAAAAGAUAUCUAAACAAAAGGGUAACUUUUCGGAAAAAGUUUUAAAAUGUAGAGAUUCAAAUAACGAUGGAAGCAAAGAAAGUAGUGAUAAAAACA
Racocetra fulgida is the source of this 126-nucleotide messenger RNA. Lineage: Eukaryota; Fungi; Glomeromycota; Glomeromycetes; Diversisporales; Gigasporaceae. The record is from the annotation of a GenBank genome assembly.